Messenger RNA from Torulaspora delbrueckii, 633 nucleotides. RefSeq names its product Cff1p (gene CFF1). The transcript has a single exon. NCBI's taxonomy places the organism in Eukaryota, Fungi, Ascomycota, Saccharomycetes, Saccharomycetales, Saccharomycetaceae. The coding region runs from base 1 to 633 and encodes 210 amino acids. Gene Ontology annotation, cellular component: intracellular anatomical structure. The record is from RefSeq and is a predicted model, not a curated record.
AUGGUUGAAUCACUUGAGUCUGCUACUAUCGAUGGUGUGGUUGAGGCAGAAAUCUCUCCCUGUCACUUCACUCUAUUUCCCUCCUCAGAACCUCCAACUGCGUUGCAACAGAUAAUCGAUGACUGGGGUCUGAUUGAACACCAAGAAGGUGGAUAUUUCAAGGAAACAGAUCGUUCUCCAUUUUUAAUGACUGUUUUGGACCAACAUUCGGCCGUUGGUCAAGGCAUUGAGGGUUCAAGUGGUACUGUGAGUAGAAACUAUUCCACUCUGAUCUACUAUCUCUUGACAUCCAAUCGUCCAAUUGGCAAAUUUCACAAGAAUAAAAACCGUAUAACACAUAUCCUGCAACGUGGUAAAGGACAGUACGUUCUCAUCUAUCCUAACGGUCAAGUCAAGUCUUUCAAGGUGGGUUUUGACUACCAAAAUGGUGAGAUUUCACAGUGGGUUGUGCCGGGAGAGGUCUACAAAGCUAGUUUUCUCAUCCCUAAUGAAGAAUUUUCCAAUGGUCUUUUAAUCAGUGAAGUAGUGGUCCCAGGGUUUGAUUUUGAAGACCAUAGCUUCAUGUCAGGUCGUGAUGAAUUGGUCGACCUCGUAGGCGAUGAAAAAGCUGCCAAACUUGAAUUCUUGUUGUAA